Molecule: messenger RNA, 954 nt
Organism: Dovyalis caffra
Lineage: Eukaryota; Viridiplantae; Streptophyta; Magnoliopsida; Malpighiales; Salicaceae
Source: the annotation of a GenBank genome assembly
AUGGCAUCUGUGAGCUGUCGACUUCACCCUCCAGCUUCUUUCUCUUCUUAUUCUUCUUCUACAAAAUGUAAACUUCCAAGCAAAUCUCACACAUUAAGAAGAACUUCACCGACUCCACAUGUAACUCGAAUUGGACAUGACGGUUCUUACAUAAACCAUCGACAAAGGAGUGUUGUUUUGAGGUCAGCUCUUGAUGAAGUUCCUGUUCUGGAUCCACCUCCAUCUUCGCCAUACGAAGAGGGCAAAGCUGAACCCAUUGCUUCAUUGAAACUCAAAUUGCUGCAAUUAAUAAGUGCUGAUCAUUUGUUCAACUAUGGGAUGGCUGUGACUGGAAAAGCUGGUAAUAUGCUUAUCAUUGCUUGCUUUGACUGUUGGAGUGUUGUUUCUGGCCUGAACAGAGGUCUUGCUGCUAGUGGAGAUGAUCAACAGAAGGCAGAUGCUGCCGCCAAGGAGCUUGAAGCUGCAGGAGGACCGGUCGAUCUCUCAAAUGAUAUUGAUAAGCUGCAAGGGAGAUGGAAGCUUGUAUAUAGCAGUGCAUUCUCGUCUCGCACCCUAGGCGGUAGUCGUCCUGGACCUCCUACUGGAAGGCUGCUUCCCAUAACUCUUGGUCAGGUCUUCCAACGAAUUGAUGUCCUAAGCAAAGAUUUCGACAAUAUUGUAGAGCUUGAAUUAGGAGCUCCAUGGCCCCUACAACCGGUUGAAGUGACUGCCACAUUGGCCCACAAAUUUGAGCUCAUAGGAUUGGCAAAGAUUAAAAUAAUAUUCGAGAAAACAACUGUUAAGACGACUGGGAACUUAUCACAACUUCCACCAUUAGAAGUACCUCCAAUUCCAGAUGCCUUAAGGCCUCCAUCUAAUACUGGAAGUGGUGAAUUCGAAGUUACGUACCUUGAUGCGGAUACUCGUGUAGCAAGAGGAGAUAGAGAAGAGCUUCGAGUUUUUGUGAUCUCAUAA